UGAGCUGGGCCGUCCAAACCCAGGGCUCCUGUGGGGCAGGAUGAUGGGGGGGCUCUGCUCCCAGCUGGCCGCGCUGCUCUUGCUGCUGGUGGUGCUGCCAUCCCCAGCACAUGGUGCGGAGGAGAGUCAAGACCAGACAGUGUUCAGCCGUAUCAUAGGGGGGCAGGAUGCCCAGAAGGGUCGAUGGCCCUGGCAGGUCAGUGUGCAGAAAUAUGAUGACAAAAAACAUGAAUACGACCACAUCUGUGGAGGAUCCCUCAUCUCAGCCCAGUGGGUGGUGUCAGCCGCUCACUGCUUCCACCCCCCUGUGUCCCCUGCCCAGUACCGUGUGGUGCUGGGAGCGCACCAGCUCCUCCCUCUCUCCCCAAAACCAGUCCUGGCCGAGGUGCAGAAGAUCAUCCCCCACCCCAGGUACAAUAGGACGAGCUUCGUUGCUGACGUCGCCUUGGUGAGGCUGAAGGAGCCAGUGAAAUCCACGUUCAUCCGGCCCAUCUCCCUGCCAGGUGCCUCCCACCAGUUCCGCGUGGGGAAGAAGUGUUGGGUCACCGGCUGGGGAAACGUUGAAGUGACCAAGCCUCUUCAGCCACCCCAGACCCUGCAGCAGCUGGCGGUUCCCAUCAUCAGCACAGCAGACUGCAACAAGCGUUACAACACACUGAAUCCACGCUCACCUCUGGGUCCAGAGAGAAUCAAAACCAGCAUGAUCUGCGCCGGGUACAUGGACAUGGGCAGCCCCAAGGGAUUCUGCAAAGGCGACUCCGGGGGGCCUCUGGCCUGUGAGCAGGGCGGCACCUGGUACCUGGCCGGAGUCGUGAGCUGGUUUCUGACCAGAAAAGUGAGUGGAAUCGUCUGUUCUCAUCCCAAGUUCCCCGGGGUCUUCACCCGGGUGACGGCCUACGACAGCUGGAUCCAGGAGCAUGUGAAGGGUGUGGGCCCUCUGCCAGCGCUUCUCCAGCUGCACUGACACUCGCCGCCCUCCUCCUCGCAGCCCUGUGAGCCACGCGCGGACCUGCCCCUGGCACUGCCAGGCCGACGCCCCUCAGGAUGUCUAUAGACCCCCCUUGACACCAGGUGUGGGCCCCGCGCUGCUGGGGUCUGCGGGAUGCGGCUGGGAGAGGCUGGUGGA
This is a messenger RNA of Mauremys reevesii (Reeves's turtle), 1126 nucleotides long. Its product is annotated as serine protease 27-like. Gene Ontology annotation, biological process: proteolysis. Bases 41 to 964 code for a protein of 307 amino acids. Gene Ontology annotation, molecular function: serine-type endopeptidase activity. The transcript has 6 exons. The record is from RefSeq and is a predicted model, not a curated record. Lineage: Eukaryota; Metazoa; Chordata; Testudines; Geoemydidae.